Molecule: messenger RNA, 12475 nt
Organism: Sturnus vulgaris (Common starling)
Lineage: Eukaryota; Metazoa; Chordata; Aves; Passeriformes; Sturnidae
Gene: ABCA12
Product: ATP binding cassette subfamily A member 12
Biological process (GO): lipid transport; transmembrane transport
Cellular component (GO): intracellular membrane-bounded organelle; membrane
Molecular function (GO): ATP binding; ABC-type transporter activity; lipid carrier activity
Source: RefSeq, a predicted model, not a curated record
AUGGCGCCGUCGGUGCGUGCAGGAGGGCGCGGAGGGGAGUGUGAAGCCUGCAAGCAGCCCUGUGGCAAGGUAUGGUCGUUUGUUUUAAUUUCCUGGCCUGUGGUUGUUUUCAUAAUCUUGGCCAUUAUCCGUCUCAAAUUCCCUCCAGAACCACAGCAAAACUGUUAUCUUGCACCCCGAAACCUUCCCAGCGCAGGCUUCUUCCCGUUCCUGCAGACGGUGCUGUGUGACUCUGAUGCCAGGUGUAAGGGCACACCAUACACACCAGAAGAUCUGCUGCCAAGACUUAAUGACAUCUCAUCCCUCAGACUCAAGCGCAGGAGCUCAUCCAGCGUAGCCAAGGACAGGCAGCCAUCACCAUGGAGUGCAGAGGUUCCUGAAAGCAGGAAUGCUUCACUGGCAUUUGGGGAUUUGGUAUCUUAUGGAGAGAAAAACCCUCAGAAUAUUUCAUCACCAUCCAACUUGACUUCCAGAACCCACAUGUUCAACAACAUCCUCAGUUUUGGGAAGAACCAGCCCCAGCACUCCACUGCAGGGACCCUCAGGGCCCUGCUGUGCCAGGUCCUGUCACGGUACCUGGCACAUCCCGGUGCCACGGGAGGGAGCAUGGCAGCCAACAUCCACCACACCUUCUGCUCCACCAACUCAUCACUUCUGGAGUCCUUUGCCCAGGAGUUCAGGACCCAGCUCUCCCAGGUGGAGCUCAACCCACAGUACCAGGAGACCUUUGUCAAGGAAAUUGUCUCAUUUCUGACACUCAUCUCCCAAGUGCAGAAUGACACCUCCCUGUGGCACCUGCUCUUACUGGCCCCACAUGUGUUUCAGGACAACAUGCAUCUGCGAGACAUAAAUGUUUUCCUUCAGAAUCCAAGCAGUGUUGUGCUGGCAGCUCAGAAUGUCUCUGCAUCUCUUGUGAGUGAUGAUAGAUUUGAAACUGUUCAGAAUGAGGUUACAGAUUCUCCACAUUCCCUGAACUGCUUGGAGCAAGAUAAAGCAAGAAGUUGGGUGACCAGAUUUAUUUGUAAUUCCUUUGUUCACUGGAAAGACAAUCACACUUUAGUAUCUGAAUUGGAAGAAGUUCUGAGAAAAAUAAAGUCACCAGAGAUUGGUGGAAAGCACUCCAAGAGGUCCAUUAAUUCAGAUGAUUUAGAAGCCAUACAAAAGCAUCUACAUCGUUUAAAAGGCUUUGAGGAAAAAAUGAAUAGAAGUGAAUUAAAAAGCUUAAAUCUAUUCAGAAAUUUGAAGAAUGAAACAUUACAGAAAUUGUAUGCAUUUCUUGAACUGGGAAUGAAUCCACAUCAUGAUAAUAAAUUAAAGGAACCAUAUAAUAAGGAAAUAAUUGAUGAAAUCUAUAACUUCACAUCACCGCAAUUACAGAGCGACUUUAUUGGGACUUCCAUUCUCAAUACAAUGACCCAGUGGCAAGAAAUUCAGAGGGCUUUAAAAUUAGCCGCAAUGCUUUGGAAUCCAGCUCUCCUAAAUGAUUCUAAUUUUAGUACAUUGCAAACUAAGGAUGCUCUCAAAACGUUGCUCUCCACAAGCAUUCCAUCACUUCUGGAAGGUCUCAGAGACCUUUUGAACGGAAUGCAAGAAAUCCCAUCUGAGUUUUCUGAUGAUCUGCUUGAGCCUGAGUCCUACAGAAACUUCCCAGAGCAGCUCCUAGCUCUCCAGAGGAUGUUUCUUAGAAAGACAGGCACAAAUGUAGGUUAUCAGUACCUCCUGCUGCCUGUGUUUGAGCUGAUGAGGGGCGUAGAGAAGUCCAUGGGUGAGGCCUGGUGGGAUGAGUUGAACAUCUACUGGCGCCUUGGGGAGAAGCUGAGAUCCAUGAAGUGGAAUAACACAGCCAUUGUAGCCUAUGGGCAGUUCUUGGAGGUGUUAGAAAGCCAUUUGCAAAAGCUGAAUAAUAAAUCAAGUGGUGUCUUCAGUGAAGAAUUGGAUCAGCUGUCAGAAUUGAUAACAGCCGUGUUUAAAGAGUUUGGGGAAAGCCCUGGAGUAGCCAAUAUCUCACAAGUCACUCAAGCCAUCCAAAAGACAUUGAACAUAUUAAAAGACUUACAGCUGAAUUAUAAUGUCAGCACAUUAAAAUCUAUAGAUCUUUUCUUUAAUUUUAACAAUAAAACCUUGGAGAGCUUGUCUGAACUUGUGAGAACAGGAAUGAAAAUCCUUCAUCAUACAAGUGUCAGUGAAGAUUCCAGUGAAGACAUAAUUAACCCUAUCUAUAAUUUAACACAUCUUCUACUGCAGGAGUUCAGCCAGUCUCCCUCACAGCACAAUACCUCACUACAGGCAAAAAUCUGUGAGUUCCUUCAUGUAGCCUUGGGUCCUUUCCUUGAGAACAGCAGCAAUGGCUACAGGACACUCCAGAAUUGCUCCUUUGAAGAUCUGCUCAAUGUAGCUCUUGAGGUGCUGUUUGAAAAUGCCACUCUAAGGGAGGCCUCAGCCAGGAGCCCCUGCAAGCCCCUCUUGGAUUCCUUGGGCAUGGAAGGUGGGACAGGGAGCAAUGCCACCUUCACCAGGGUGUUCCAGCUGGCCAUGAGCAACCUGAAAGUGUCCUCAGAGUUUGCUGCUGCCUACAACAACAGCAGGCAGCGAUUUUUCAAGGAGCUGUCUUGCCUCACCCGAGCUCUGAAUUUCUCUCUGAGUUUCCUUUCCAAGUUAAACCUUGUCUCUGAGCUGGGCAACUCGUGGCUCCAGGAGAAGGUGAGAGCUCUGAGUGCAGCCACGGAGGGGCUGGUGCAGGGUGAUGCCUCGUGCCCCAUGCCAGCCCAGGAUGUGGGUGAUGUGUCCCCAUCCCAGCUUUUGAACCUGCUCCUUCCUGCCCUGCUGAAUGAAACAGUGCUGAGCUCCCUGAAUUCCUCUGACAGCUCAGCAGGCUGGGAUGAUUUGCCUGUGUUUUUCCUCCUGUCACCACCUGCUUCCAUGAGGAACACCAGUCUCUAUGAGCUGCUGCAGGUGGGCAGAGCUGCUUCCAGCCAGCCCGAGUGGGGACACUUCUCCCGGCUGUGGCGUGCCACUGGCAGCCUGCUGACCUCCAAAUGGAGCCUAACAGAAGUGGAUGAAUAUGUGGAACUCCUGCAAAUUAUGAAGAAAGCUCUGAUCCUCGUGGACUUUGGGGUAGCUCCUGCAAAAGCAUUGGUGCAUCAGAUCUUUCAUAAUUCUACUGAAGCAAUUACAUCCUCAGAUCUGAGUGAUUUGUAUAGUUCAUUAAAACUCUUUUUCACCUCAACUUCUGCCACAGACAGCACACUGGAGUUGGAAAGAAUCUUUCAAGAAAUACUUCCUCUGUAUGAAGGGGGUGGUGAAGGAUUGUUCUACACUAAUCCCUAUGGAAAAGAAAAUCAAGAUGUUCUGACUAUGGCUGCAUUGAUUUGGAAUGAGAUAAUUUUAAACAGGACUCAUUUUAAUACAGAGAAUGCAUGGGAGGUUGUCAAAAUGAUUGCACUCGAUGCAAUCUCGCUUGAAGACAUUGAAAAUUAUCUCAGCACAAAUGAAAAAGUGUCAUCAUUAUUUUCUGAAUUCUUGUUGACCCCCGGAACUUCUGAAAAUUUUGCAGAACACCUUCUGUCCCUUGAGCAGCUUCUUGGUGCCAUGGCAAAGGUGAAUACCAGUGAUCAUUAUCUGCUGAUCUCUUCUUUGUCUGAGCUGAUGCAGAAACUCCCUCCUGGAAGGCAGGAAAAUGAACUUGGUGCUUUCUGGCACAUUGCUGAAGGUCUCCAGUCGUUGAACUGGAAUAGUACAGACAGUCUCACUGCUCAGUCACUUCUAGAAAUGCUGCAAAAUCUGCUAAAUAUGAUGAAAAACGACUCCAGUCUUCCUUUCAGUAAGGAACUGAAGCAGCUGCUAAACUUUGCAUUCUCCAUCUUUGAGCUGUAUGAUGAAGAAGACUCCAGGGGAACCAAUAUCUCCAUGUACUUGCAGGCCAUGCAGAGGGGUAUCUCAGCUUUGAAAGGUUUGCAGGAAAGGUAUAACAUCAGUGAACUUGAACCUAUCAGCCUGGUACUUGAUUCUUACAGUAACUAUACCCAGAGACUGAUGGAAAUUUGGAGAGCAGGAAUGAAAGUUCUUCAUGACACCAACUUAAACAAAACAUUGGAGGAAAAAAUGGACAUUGUCUAUAAUUUCUCACAAUUGCUGCUGCAGGAGUUCAUCCAGUCUCCCUCACAGCACAAUACCUCACUACAGGCAAAAAUUUGUGAGUUCCUUCAUGUAGCCUUGGGUCCUUUCCUUGAGAACAGCAGCAAUGGCUACAGGACACUCCAGAAUUGCUCCUUUGAAGAUCUGCUCAAUGUAGCCCUUGAGGUGCUGUUUGAAAAUGCCACUCUAAGGGAGGCCUCAGCCAGGAGCCCCUGCAAGCCCCUCUUGGAUUUCUUGGGCAUGGAAGGUGGGACAGGGAGCAAUGCCACCUUCACCAGGGUGUUCCAGCUGGCCAUGAGCAACCUGAAAGUGUCCUCAGAGUUUGCUGCUGCCUACAACAACAGCAGGCAGCGAUUUUUCAAGGAGCUGUCUUGCCUCACCCGAGCUCUGAAUUUCUCUCUGAGUUUCCUUUCCAAGUUAAACCUUGUCUCUGAGCUGGGCAACUCGUGGCUCCAGGAGAAGGUGAGAGCUCUGAGUGCAGCCACGGAGGGGCUGGUGCAGGGUGAUGCCUCGUGCCCCGUGCCAGCCCAGGAUGUGGGUGAUGUGUCCCCAUCCCAGCUUUUGAACCUGCUCCUUCCUGCCCUGCUGAAUGAAACAGUGCUGAGCUCCCUGAAUUCCUCUGACAGCUCAGCAGGCUGGGAUAACCUGGCCAUGCUCUCCAGGGUGGCACAGGAUGAGCUCCAGAACCUGCUGCAGAGGCUCCAGGGCACCUUCAACCUCACUGAAGGCAAUUAUUACACAAGUGUCUGGCAUGUGUUUGGCAGCUUCCUCAGCACCAAAAAGGAUCCAACAGAAGGAGCUUCCCUUGCAAGGCUGUUGGAAGCAGUGGCAAGCGACUCUGCCAGUGAUCUGUCAGCUCUGGAAAUCACAGAAGCCACCCUCUACAUUCUCAAGGAGCUGAACAUCUCUGGCCUGCUAAAUGAAUUUAAUAUAAGUUCCAGCUCAGCUUUUCUCUCCAACAAAACCAGCUUUGACAGUGUGAUUGAUAUAGUUGCUCACCACUUUACUGUCGUGGCAGAAACCUUUUACAACAAGACCCUGCCUUGGACCCUGAGUGACCACACUCUGUCCCCAGCCAGCUUGAUCACACGAUUUCUGUUUUUAGAAUUUGAAAACACCAUCUUGCAGGUGACAGCAAAUAACAGUUAUAACCCUUACCUGAUGUGUUUAAUAAAUGCCGUGGAAGCUGAAGAUGGGGAAUUGACAGAAAACAUCACACUGCUUUUGAAGCAAACUCAUCUGAAAAAGGACUCUUUUAUGCAAAAUAAUACCUCUGAGAAACAUUCAUCCAUACCAGAGCUCCUGAAGCUAAAAAUCUCUCAUCUCCAGGAUCUGACAGCACUUCUGUGUGACUAUGAGAGCUUUAAGUCAAUCCAGCAGCUCUGCCACCUCCCUGAGGUUCCCUUUGGGGAGCUGUGUGAGCAAGGCCAGUCUCAGGAGCAGCUCCUCCGUGCUGCUGAGCUGAGCAGCCAACUUGUGACCAACAUACUGAGCCACAGGAGGAUCUCCCAGGAGCUCCAAAAUGUACUCAUUGGGGAUGCCACAGACAUCCAGGCACAGCUGAAGUGGCUUCAAGAAAAUGUACCAGAAAUUGCUUUCUUUCAAGAGAUUCCUCAGUAUAUGGCUACUUUGAAUUCCAUGUUGAACAUCACUGAGGGUCUGACAGACUCAAACAAGCAAGAAAAGUUAAGAGAUGUGUUUAAAAAUGUGGACCAGCUCAAAGAGGACCUCAGAAACACAACAGGAAUGUCCACAGCCAGCAUUGAUGCUCUUCUGGAAGCAUCUUUCCCAGAAAACAGCAGUCAGCUCAUCUCCCAGGUGCUGCAGCUGGAGUCCUGCAGUGCCCAUCCCACUGAGCCACAGCUGCAAGUGGUGGUGCAGGAGUUGUGCAGCUUCCCUCUGCCAGAGAGAACUCGCAGGACCUACCUCCUAGGGGUCACCCUCUUGAGACACUUGGACAUUUACAAUUUCUUAUACAAGAUGUUUUUCCCCAAGGAGCUUCAGAAACCCAUGGACAAGAUGUUAGGCCUUCUGACAAAAAUGAAAUAUUUCAGACACCAGGUUGAAUCUGGCAUUGAUCCAUUGCUACAAGCUAUUCAUUCCCUGAAAAAGCUCCGACAGUCCAGGAAAAUGCCACUGACUAAGGCAUUAUUUAAACCAAACAACACCAGGAUAACACAUGGCACUUUUAAAUCCAUGUCAAAAGUCCUCUGCAACCAGGAGAUCACACCCCUGUUUUUUGAGUCUUUGCUUCCAGACUUUGGAGACCCUGUAAGCAACAGUUCUCAUACAGAGGAUGUCUAUGUCCAAAAGCUGAUGAGGAAAUAUGGGAUUCCUCAGGAUUCCACCCCCUUUUGCUUAUCCUUUUACCUGGACCUGGUCAAGACCCCGACUGGAGCUUUGAUUUGGUCUUUCUUAAAACCAAUGGUGCUUGGGAAGAUCCUUUUCACACCAGAUACCCCAGAAACUCGAGCAAUCAUGGGAAAGUCAAAUGCAACCCUGGAGCAUAUGGCUGAGCUAGCCCUGAAGUCCCAGGAGUGGCUGGACCAGUCUCCUGUCAUCAUGAAUUCACUGACUAAGUUAAACCAGACAGUUCCAAUGAUCAAGAACGCCCUGCAGAAUCCCUUUGUGCAGGUUUUCAUCAAGCUGAUGGUGGAUUUGGAUGCAGCUGAGCUCCUGAGUCAGAUAAAUGAACUGGAUGAUAUCCGGCUGGAACUGCAGAACAACGCUGACAUUGUGGAUCAGCUGAACACUUUGGCUGCCCUGGCUGUGAACGUGUCCUCCUGCGUCUCCUUCAACCGCAUCCAGCCAGUGCAGGACUUGGAUGAGAUGGAAGCCGUGGCUAAGGAGCUCUUCCUGAAGAAUGAGCUCUUUGCAAGUAUCAUUUUCAGGAUGCCUUCAAGCUCUGGACAUUCAGUCCAUGGGGGCCUGUCCCUCCCUCCUGUGCUCAAUUACACCAUCAGGAUGAGCAGCAGGAUAACCCAAACCACCAACAGGAUCCGGGAGCGCAUCUGGACCGUGGGCCCACACAACUCCACCUCCCAGAGCCAGAUUUACAGCAGGGCCUUCAUCUACAUCCAGGACAGCAUUGAAAGGGCCAUUAUUGAACUACAGACUGGCAAGAAACCAGAGGAAAUUGCUGUUCAGGUCCAGGCCAUGCCUUACCCCUGCUACAACAAGGAUAUGUUCUUAACCAGCGUGACCUACUCUCUGCCAUUUGCUCUGAUGGCUGCCUGGGUGCUGUUUAUAGCUGAUUUUGUUAAAACACUUGUUCAGGAGAAAGAUCUGAGGCUUUAUGAGUACAUGAAGAUGAUGGGAGUCAAUGCCAGCAGCCAUUUCAUCGCUUGGUUCAUCGAGUGUGCCAUCUUCCUGCUGAUCACUGUCACCUUCCUCAUUGUUGUUCUGAAAGUGGGGGAGAUCCUUCCCAAAACAGACACAGCCCUCCUGUUCCUGUACCUGAUGGACUACAGCCUGUCCAUCAUAGCCAUGAGCUACUUCAUCAGUGUUUUCUUCAACAACACCAACAUCGCGGCCCUGGUGGGCAGCCUCGUGUACAUCCUCACCUUCUUCCCCUUCAUCGUGCUGCUCGUCAUCGAGAACCACUUGAGCUUCUCUGUCAAGAGCCUCCUGAGUCUGUUGUCUCCAACUGCCUUCAGUUAUGCAAGUCAGUACAUUGCUCGCUAUGAGGCACAGGGCAUAGGACUGCAGUGGGACAACAUGUACAAGUCCCCAAUGAUUGGAGACAACACUUCCUUUGGCUGGAUGUGCUGGCUCAUUCUGAUAGACUCCUUCAUUUACUUCAUCCUGGGCUGGUACAUAAGGAAUGUUUUCCCAGGUAGAUAUGGCAUGGCUGCUCCCUGGUACUUCCCACUGCUUCCAUCUUACUGGAUCGAAUACAACAACUACCUGCCCUUCUGGAAUGAGAAACAAAGAGGCCUGCUCUUCUCCAAGCUGAUGUUGAGGAAGGAAGUCACCCUCCCCAAUAAGAUAUGUGCCUCCCACCCUCACGUGGAACCAGAGCCCACUGACCUCCCCUUGGGAGUCUCCCUCCAUGGCAUAACAAAGGUUUAUGGAUCCAAAGCUGCAGUGGACAACCUCAGCCUCAACUUUUAUGAAGGGAAUAUCACUUCCCUGCUGGGACACAAUGGAGCUGGGAAAACUACCACCAUAUCUAUUUUGACCGGGUUGUUCCCUACAUCAUCAGGCACGAUCAUUGUGUAUGGCAAAGACAUCAGGACUGACCAGGAGGUGAUCAGGAAGAACAUGGGGGUGUGCAUGCAGCACGACGUGCUCUUCAACUACCUCACCACCAAGGAGCACCUGCUGCUCUAUGGCUACAUCAAAGUGCCUCACUGCAGCAAACACGAGCUCUACCAAGAAGUGAAGAGGACUUUGAAGGAGACUGGGCUGUACAGCCAUCGUCACAAGCUGGCUGGCACCCUGUCUGGAGGGAUGAAGAGGAAGUUAUCCAUAGCUAUUGCUCUCCUGGGGGGAUCCAGGGUGGUGAUUCUGGAUGAACCAACCACGGGGGUGGAUCCCUGCUCCCGGAGGAGUAUUUGGGAAAUCAUCUCCAAGAAUAAGAAAGGCAGAACCAUCAUUCUCUCCACACAUCACCUGGACGAAGCAGAAGUUCUGAGUGACCGCAUCGCCUUCCUAGAGCAUGGAGGGCUCAAAUGUUGUGGCUCACCUUUCUACCUCAAGGAAACCUUUGGGGAUGGCUACCACCUGAGCCUCACCAAAAAGAAGAACAUGAUAGAGGAGUGUGACACCACAGCAGUGACCUCCUUGAUCCAGUCCUAUCUCCCAGAGGCUUAUCUCAAGGAGGAUAUUGGUGGAGAGCUCGUGUACGUGCUUCCCCCCUUCAAGUCCACGGUGUCAGGGGCCUACCAGGCCCUUCUCAGAGCCCUGGACACCAGCUUGAAUGAUCUCCACCUGGGUUGCUACGGGAUUUCCAACACAACUGUGGAAGAGGUGUUCCUCAAUCUGACUAAAGAGCUAGUGAAGGAUCAGCAAGAAGAUGCUGCUCUGCCCCAUCAACUGCCUGGAGUCAGUGGUCACAUUGGUGCUGAUGAAAUGUCUCUGAGCACAGACACCUUCACAGAAAGAGAUGACCAGCUCCUGAUCAGGUCCAAGAGCCUGCGGGGUUUGCCUCUGCUGCUGAAGAGAACCUCAGCGCUCUUCAUCAAGAGGUUCCACCACACCCGGCGCGACGUGCGCGGCUUCAUCGCCCAGGUCAUCCUCCCUGUGCUCUUUGUCAUGGCUGCCAUGGGCCUGGGGACACUGAGGACCAAGGAGACUGAGUACCCCGAGCUGCUGCUGUCCCCCUCCCUGUAUGGCACGGGUGACCAGGCAGACUUCUUUGGGAAUUUUAAUGAAACCACAGCUGCUUUAGUUUCUUCGAUGCUGGCUUUCCCUGGGACGGAUAACACGUGCAUGAACGAAAGCAAUUCGCAAUGUUUAACAGAGGACAUGCUUGGCCAGUGGAUUACCAGUGGAAACCAGGGAACUGAGUAUUCUGCCUGCAACUGCACAGAUGGCAUCCAGACAUGUCCACAGACAAACUACACUCCCCCUCACAGAAGGACCUUCUCCACACGGACACUUUACAACGUGACAGGGCACAAUGUGGAGACUUACAUCCUGGCAACCACCAAGGACUUCCUGCAGAAAAGGUAUGGUGGCUGGAGCUUCGGGCUGCCUUUGACAGCAGAUCUGCAGUUUGACAUCAGGCCAGUGCCCCCCAACAGAACACUGACUAAGGUGUGGUACAAUCCUGAGGGUUAUCACAGCCUCCCAGCCUAUCUGAACAGCUUGAACAACUUCAUUCUUCGAGCCAACUUGCCAAAAAAUGAGACUUCCAGAUAUGGUAUUUUCUUAUCAGCUCACCCAUAUCCUGGAGGACAGAGUCAAGAACAAGUAAUGCUCAACAGCUUAUUGGACAUCAUAGUGUCCAUGUCUGUUUUGGUGGGCUACUCCAUCACCACAGCAAGCUUUGUGCUCUACAUGGUCAAGGAGCACCAAACCAAAGCCAAGCAGCUGCAGCACAUUUCAGGCAUUGGGAUGACAACCUACUGGGUGACCAACUUCGUUUAUGAUCUGGUACUUUUUAUGGUCCCUAUUGGACUCUCAGUAGGAGUUAUUUCAGCUUUCCAGAUCCCAGCUUUCUGCAACAACAGUAACUUAGUGGCAGUAUUUCUUCUGCUGUUACUGUUUGGAUAUGCAUCGUUUUCCUGGAUGUACCUGCUGGCUGGGUUCUUCAAGGAAACAGGGAUGGCCUUCAUUGUUUAUGUGUGUGUCAACUUGUUCUUUGGCAUCAACACCAUCAUCACUCACUCAGUUGUGUUCCUGCUCUCCCAGGAAAAGGCCACGGAUCAGGGCCUGCAUGAUCUUGCUGAAAAUUUAAGGCAUGUGUUCCUUCUGUUCCCACAAUUCUGCUUUGGCUAUGGGUUGAUUGAACUGUCUCAGGAUCAGGCACUGCUGGGCUUUUUAAAAGCCUAUGGAGUGGACUACCCUGACAAAACCUUUGAGCUGGACAAGACCACAUCCAAGCUGCUGGCCAUGUUCAUCCAGGGCACCUUGUUCUUUGUCAUUCGUCUCACAGUCCAUGACAGGAUGGUUCAGAGGGUCUGGAACAACAUCCUGGAGUUCCUGUUUGACAGAGUCCAUGGCAAAGCCUCCCUUCUGCCACCCACGGCUGUAGAGGAUGGAGAUGUCCAGGCAGAGAGGAUCCGGGUGGAGUCUGGCAAAGCUGACUUUGACGUGGUGCAGCUCCAGAACCUGACCAAGAUCUACCACCUGCCUCACAAACGCAUCACAGCAGUGAAAAACAUCAGCCUUGGGAUCCCUGCUGGGGAGUGCUUUGGCUUGCUUGGUGUGAAUGGAGCUGGAAAGACAACAAUCUUCAAGAUGCUGACAGGGGAUAUCGGAGCAUCCAGCGGAAGGCUGCGGGUCCAGGAUCAUUCUGGGUCCUUGAAUGACAUCAGUGAGGCCCACUGGUCACUGUUUGGCUACUGUCCUCAAGAGGAUGCCUUGGAUGACCUGCUGACUGUGGAAGAGCACAUGUAUUACUAUGCUCGGCUGCAUGGCAUCCCAGAGGGGGACAUCAAGGGAGUUGUACUCCAGCUCCUCCACCGGCUGAACCUGAUGGCCUACAAGGACAGAGUCACCUCUAUGUGCAGCUAUGGCACCAACAGGAAAUUGUCAACUGCUCUGGCUCUCAUUGGCAAUCCAGCCAUUCUGCUGCUGGAUGAGCCGAGCUCUGGAAUGGACCCAAAUGCCAAACGUCACCUUUGGAAAAUCAUCAGUGAGGAAGUGCAGAACAAAUGCUCAGUGAUACUCACAUCCCACAGCAUGGAGGAGUGUGAAGCCCUCUGUACCAGGCUGGCCAUCAUGGUGAACGGGAGUUUCCAGUGCAUUGGCUCUUUGCAGCACAUCAAGAGCAGAUUUGGAAGAGGAUUCACUGUGAAGAUGCACUUAAACAGCAGCACAGUUUGCACUGAGAAGCUGACAGAGUUCAUGAAGUCACACUUCCCAAAUACAUGCCUGAAGGAUCAGCAUUUCAAGAUGGUGGAGUACCACGUCCCGGUCUCUGCAGGAGGGGUAGCCAAUAUAUUUGAUCUCCUGGAAAGCAGCAAGGCAGCCUUCAACAUCAGGCACUUCUCUGUGAGUCAGACAACGUUGGAGGAGGUUUUCAUCAACUUUGCUAGAGAUCAAGCAGAUCCUGACGGCGUGGACGCAGGUCCUGAUGUGACGCUGGACAGCUCUGACACAAGUAGCCAAGCUAGCACCAUAAGCUCCAUCUAUUGAAGGGAUCCACCCACACAGGAUCAUAGAAGCUGGGGAAAAGGCCUGACAGCCCCUCCAACCCUGUUUUCAGUGAUUUUAGGGUGAUGGAGAGAAGCAGUCCCAUUUUCUUAAAGUACUUUGUUUUUUUAUAUGCAGUUAAUGUCACUAGGUAGGUGUUUGAGACUGGCACUAUGGUUACAAAUCAGAUUGGUAUUUCCACAGGUUCUUUCCCCCCCCAUUCUUGUUUUAUGAUCACUGUAAUGGCUGUGAGGAUUUAGGCAUCACAUGCUGCUCGUGGCCGUUUGCUUACAGCAGACGUGGCCCUGAGCAGAGGAGCUGUGGGCAGUGCAGGGUGUGUGACCACAAAACAGCCCCAUGGGCACAGAGGAAAGCCCACACUCCACUCCCUGCUCAGCAGCAGACUUUUUGGGUGACUGAGUGAAAGUGGCUAGGUUUUGACAGGCUCCCCCCUGGGGAAAUGGGGUUCAUGGCCUUGCACCUCCUCCCAGGGGGGUUGUGAGGUUGCAGGUGUAAUGUACUGACAGUCUUUGGUAAU